Sphenostylis stenocarpa is the source of this 2211-nucleotide messenger RNA. NCBI's taxonomy places the organism in Eukaryota, Viridiplantae, Streptophyta, Magnoliopsida, Fabales, Fabaceae. The record is from the annotation of a GenBank genome assembly.
AUGGCUUCUAUGGCAUUACUCCGCCGAAAGCUUAUCAUCACCCGCACCACACUAUCCCAAUCCCACGUGCGCGCACGACCCUUCUCCCACGCCAACAACAACAAACACCGCAUCGAGAAGAUUCUAGUAGCCAACCGCGGCGAAAUAGCUUGCAGGAUCACGCGCACCGCGCGGAGACUCGGCAUUCAAACCGUCGCCGUGUACAGCGACGCCGAUAGAGACUCGCUGCACGUGGCCUCGGCCGACGAGGCCAUCCGAAUCGGACCUCCACCAGCGCGCCUCAGUUACUUGAACGGAGCCACCAUCGUCGACGCAGCCAUUCGCUCCGGCGCACAGGCUAUUCACCCUGGGUAUGGAUUCUUGUCCGAGAGUGCUGACUUCGCCAAGCUUUGUGAGGACAGUGGUCUCACCUUUAUAGGGCCUCCUGAGUCUGCAAUUCGGGACAUGGGCGACAAGAGUGCAUCGAAGAGAAUAAUGGGAGCUGCAGGGGUGCCUCUUGUGCCCGGAUAUCACGGAGAUGAUCAAGAUAUUGAGAGAAUGAAGUUGGAAGCUGAUAAGAUUGGAUAUCCAGUCCUAAUUAAGCCAACCCAUGGUGGUGGUGGAAAGGGUAUGAGAAUUGUGUACGCUCCAGAGGAGUUUGUUGAAUCGUUCCUAGCAGCACAACGGGAAGCAGCUGCUUCUUUUGGUGUCAACACCAUAUUGCUGGAGAAGUAUAUUACACGGCCAAGACAUAUAGAAGUCCAAAUAUUUGGGGAUAAGCAUGGGAAUGUUCUGCAUUUGUAUGAGCGAGAUUGCAGUGUUCAGAGAAGGCACCAAAAAAUUAUUGAAGAAGCUCCAGCUCCAAACAUUUCUGCUGACUUUCGUGCACACUUGGGUCAAGCUGCUGUUUCUGCAGCAAAGGCAGUUAAUUAUUACAGUGCUGGAACUGUGGAGUUUAUAGUUGAUACAGUCUCGGAUGAGUUUUACUUCAUGGAGAUGAAUACACGUCUUCAGGUUGAGCAUCCUGUCACAGAAAUGAUUGUUGGGCAGGAUCUUGUUGAAUGGCAAAUCCUUGUUGCCAAUGGAGAAGCUCUUCCAUUGAGUCAAUCACAGGUACCCAUAUCAGGCCAUGCUUUUGAAGCUCGAAUCUAUGCUGAAAAUGUUCAAAAAGGGUUUCUGCCAGCAACUGGAGUUCUACACCAUUAUCAUGUUCCAGUCUCAUCUCAAGUUCGGGUGGAGACUGGAGUUAAACAAGGAGACACUGUUAGCAUGCACUAUGAUCCUAUGAUUGCUAAGCUUGUGGUGUGGGGAGAAAAUCGUACUUCUGCCUUGGUCAAAAUGAAGGAUAGUUUGUCAAAGUUUCAGGUUGCAGGUUUACCAACCAAUGUCAACUUUAUUCUAAAGCUAGCUAAUCACUGGGCAUUUGCAAAUGGCAGUGUGGAGACUCAUUUUAUUGAUAACUACAAAGAAGACCUCUUCGGAGAUGUUAACAAUUCAGUAACUGUCAAAGAAGCAUACGAAGCAGCUAGACAUAAUGCAUCCCUUGUGGCCGCAUGUCUCAUUGAGAAAGAGCAUUUCAUACUGGCGAAAAACCCCCCUGGGGGCAACAGUUUACUACCUAUAUGGUAUUCUUCUCCACCUUUUAGAGUUCAUCAUCAAGCUAAGCGUAAAAUGGAACUCGAAUGGGAUAAUGAAUAUGAUAGUGGUAGCUCAAAGACCAUGAAACUUGCCAUUACCUAUCAGCCUAAUGGAAGAUACCUGAUUAAGACAGAAGAAUAUGAAUCUCCUGUUUUAGACCUCAAAGCAUCAUAUGUAAAAGAUCACUAUUUUAGAGUUGAAGCUGCUGGUGUAUUCAAUGAUGUUAAUGUAGCCCUUUACUCAAAGGAUCAAAUAAGGCAUAUUCAUAUUUGGCAAGGAUCCCAUCAUCAUUAUUUCAGAGAGAAGCUAGGCCUGGAUCUGUCUGAGGAUGGACAAUCCCUAGAUAAACCCAAAGUUGAAGCAUCAGUUAACCCUCGAGGGACAGUUGUAGCACCCAUGGCAGGCUUGGUAGUCAAAGUUCUAGUGGAGAACAAGGCAAGAGUGGAGAAAGGUCAACCUGUGUUAGUAUUAGAAGCAAUGAAGAUGGAGCAUGUUGUAAAGGCACCAUCUUCUGGUUAUGUGCAUGAACUUCAAGUUACGGUAGGUGAACAGAUUUCAGAUGGCAGUGUUCUUUUCAGUGUAAAGGUUAGUUAA